GUUAUUAUUUUUAUGGAGUGUUUACAAAAUUGACUAUUUUGAGAAUUUAUGGAAUAUAUCCUUAGUAUUAAAUGAAUGUGGAUAGAUCAUACUUUACUGAAGCGGAUAAGGCCAUGUGAUUAAGUUUUGAGGAAAAGACAAAAUGUCACGAGACCCUCGUGGUGAUCCAUCCUGGAGGAGGCGGGAUGAAGCCGUGGAAAUGUCUCAAAUUAAUCCAGGAUAUUUAGAUGACAGCAUAGGAAGAGAUCCAAAUCAUCAAGUAAUAAAUAUGGAUGGGAGAAUUCCUUUAGAUAGGCGACACUCUGAUGAGGGUGCUGGGAGUGGGCAUAGCUGGGCAAGAUAUGGAUCAGCAAGAGAUGCUGCCGAGCUCAUUAGUGAAUUACCUAGCAGGCAACUUGAUCGACUGGUAAGUGACACAGGUAAAUCUAUCAGGGCAAGGAGGAAGAGCCAAAAGACACCAUUACAUGGAUCUCUACGUGGAUUCCCCCAUACCCAUAGACCAACAAAUGAUCUGACUAAUUCUAUGGCAAGGAAUGAAGAACUGAUGGAUGAAUUGGAUGGAGAUAUCAGAACAAAUGAGGUCCUCAGGGGAAUGUCAUCACACCAUCUCACAGACAAAAGACAGAUAAAACAUGAUGUAUCAGAAAAAAGAAAAGAACGAACCUUAAGCAGGAAAAAACACCAAGAAAAAUUAGGAACUUGGAAACAUAUGAAAUACAGAGUUGGCAUGACAUGGAUACAUUUCAAAAACAACCUAAAAGAAUUUGGAUAUUCAUUAGAGUUAUGGAAAAGUUUAAUGAAGAAGGUAGAAGGACAUUUCGGCACAGGUGUGACAUCUUACUUCCUGUUUCUAAAAUGGAUUUUUCUGCUGAAUAUACCUGUGUUCAUAUUGACGUUUGGAUUUGUAGUGUUACCACAAAUAUUAUUCCGCUACAACCCAACAGUAACUAAUAGUACUAAUACCAAUGUCACAUCAUAUCCUGUGCCAUUCUCAGGGGAAGAACUUCUAACAGGAGGUGGUUGGUUUAAUGACACAGAAUUAUACUAUGGAUACUACACCAAUGAACAAGUUGCAGUGCCUUUAAGUAACAGUAUCAAAUAUGACAUGAAGUAUGCUUACUUAUUUACAUGUGGAGGCUAUUAUAUACUAUGUCUAUUUAUAUUAGCUUUUAGCAUAUCUAAAUCCUACAAAAAGAAUUAUGUAGAAGGCAGCAGUACAACAAGCUUUUAUAAUGUCACUCGUGUACUCUGUGGCUGGGAUUACAACAUCACUUCAAAACAAGCCAGUGAUCUUAAACAUAAAAGUUUUUAUAAUGAAAUGAAGGAAUAUUUAGCUGGUAAAGGGAAGAAGACAAAGGAAAAAGAACUAUCAGACAGUUGUAAAUGGUUCUUUAUUCGUGUUUUGACCAAUUUAAUAGUGCUUGGUAUGAUAGGUGGUGCUGGAUAUCUUAUAUAUUAUAUCCUGGACAAAAAGUUAGCAGAGAGUGAUGUGCAUAUUAUUGGUGAACUGACCAUGCCAUUGGUGAUUUCCUCCAUACAUUUGGUCUUCCCAUUUAUAUUUGCCAGAAUUGGUUCUCUGGAGAGUUAUGAAAAGCCUAAGCAUGAAUUAUAUGUAGGAAUGUUCAGAACCAUGUUGUUGAAAGGGGCAUUACUUGGUAUAUUGGUUUCAUACUGGUUCAGAGUGCUUCCAGGAUCAGUUUAUUGCUGGGAAACUAAAGUUGGCAAUGAAUUGUAUAGACUUGUAUUGGUAGAUUUUAUAUUUAUACUUGGUGCUACCUUCUUCCUGGAGUUUAUCCAUAAAAUUAUGGCAAACUAUUGUUGUACAGAGAAAUUAAAAGAACCUGAGUUUGAUAUUGGUAGGAAUACACUAGAUCUGAUAUAUUCACAAGCAUUAUGUUGGUUUGGUACAUUUUAUUCACCGUUGUUGUCUGUUAUGAUGAUUGUCAAAUUGUUCAUUUUGUUUUAUGUCAAAGUUGUUAGUGUCCUACAUAACUGUAGACCAUCUUCCAAAGCAUGGAGGGCUUCCAGAACACAUACUAUAUUUCUGGGAUUUCUGUUUUUCUUCUUUUUAUUAACAACUGUUGCUGUUGCAGUGAGCAUAAUUACAAUUACCCCAAGUCGCCAUUGUGGACCAUUCAGAGAGCAGGAUAAAGCAUAUGAUGUUGUAACAAACUUGGUAAAUAGUUGGAAGGAUGAUUAUAAAGUGUUACAUGAGAUUGUUAAAGUUAUAUCAUCACCUGGAGUUAUAGCAGGAGUUUUAGUCAUACUAUGUGUGGGUACAUACUACAUGAGAAUUGUUAUGGUGGGACAUAAAGAAAUGGUUACAUUACUUAGACAUCAAUUAACUAUGGAAGGGAAAGAUAAAGCAUAUUUACUAAGGAAACUUCAGAAAGUAAGAACAAAGAAAAAAGAGAAAUUAGUCCAGAUAGGACAAGGAACAGGUCGCAUACUUUCUGGGACUACUGGCCUAAGAGAACCUCCAGAACAAGUACUGGAGGAAGAAGAAGUUAAUGGAGGUAAAAGAAUUUUUACAAGAAAGUUAGCUGAAACUGCAUCGGCUUCUAUGGAAAAUUUAGCAGCAAAUGGAAAUGGUACACCUAGAAGUAGACGACAUCAGAAAAAAUAGUCCCUUUAUCAACCCUAAACUCAAAGAUAUGCAGGGUUAUUAGAACUGUAUCAAGUCCCUUUAGCAAUAUUCAUAUUAAUGUACAGACUCUAACAUUGAUUUAAUGAUAUAGUUUUUCAAUAAUCAGAUUGUUUUAAUAGAUUUUGAUUGUGAAUUGAUUAUAACAUGAUAAGAAAUUUCCAUGUAAGUCAGUUUUCUUAUAAAAGUACAGAAUAGUAUUGUAGAAACAAUUGUGUUAUGCUAUACAAUAUUAGUCGGAUCUAUUUUACCUAGGUACUAUUAUUUUUUAGUCUAGAACUCUAGGUUGUAGCCUGAAACAAAACACAUCAUAAAGUAUACACUUGGUGUUUUUAACGACCUUAAAUACCCACGAGGUCUUGCACGGUCAGUUAUUUUUUUUGAAAAAAAAUAUUUAAGAUUGAGGAGAAGUGUGGGUGAUAAAAAUGACAAUAUCACACAAAAAUUAGUCAAAUAAAGAAGUUUCUUCAAAAACAAGUUUUAUAUACUUAAUUGAUAUAUUUUGUUGUCGAAGUAUUUGCCAUAUGGAAGUUUUGGUAAUUUAUGCAAUGGUGCAGACUCUGUCGUUAAUUGUUAACAUUCCAUGACUACAAAAACCAUUCCAAAAUUAACUAUUUAUUACGAAUAUUUUGUAUUUCUGUACAGUUGCCUAAUCUAAUGUGCUGUUUGCUCAAAUUUGUUAUUUAUUAUAGUAUCAGGGAUGAAGGUUUGAAUUAUUACUGCAAUGUACAAAACUUUUAAGUGUAAGUUUUAUAAACAAUGGUGUUAAGCUCUCUUUCUUGCAUGUUCUGAUUUUUUAUGAGCAUUAUGUUUUUAAAAAAAGCAAAUAUCACUUAGUUUUAAUGUUACUAUUUUCUUUUAAAAAAAAUGUUAAAUCUAUAUAUGUGUAUUUAAUAUACAUGUAUAUACAUUUGUAGUGAGAUGUAUCUGGGCAUUGUUAGGUUUGCAAAAUUUAUUAUCUAUGCAAUUCUUUUGAGGCAUUAGUACUAUUUGUCGGAAUUUUUUUCUCUGUUUUUCUCAGGCAUUCAAACACAUAGGUUUUAAUACAUGUAGUGUGGAGCUUAUAAUAGAGAUACUAAUAGAAUAGCCGUAAAUAAUAGAAAUAUAGAAAUCCAUCUAUCUACAAAUUAUAAAGGUACUGUAAAUGUAUAAUUCUUUGUAGCAGUUUACGGUUUAGAAUCUCACAAAUGAAUACUUGUUAGUUGUGAAGUAAAAAAAAAAAGUGGUAGAUGAUAAAAGUCAUAUACAAAAGACUAUACUUAGUCUAAAUAUAAUCACCUAUCGUUGUCAUUUCAUACUUGUUCAAUCAAAAUUUUAGAAAUAACCCUAAAACAUGGGAUGAGUUUUCUAAUGCAGAUAGAUUUCAAACAAUGAAAAAAUCUCAUACAUUUAUUUUCCAUAUCCUGUCUCUUAAAAUUUAGAAAUUAAAUAUUACCCUGCAUGAUACAAUGAUAGGCGAAAAUCUUGAAGAGUCCCUAUAAGUUAAAACUCAUGUAUAUCAAACCAUUGAAUUUGUAAAUAUUAGGAUGACAAUCAAAAACUUUUUGACUUAAUUGCUUUGAAGAUGAAACAUUUGUUUUUCAUAUGUCUAUGCAACAGUCUUUAUAAGUUUAUUUGUAAAAUAAGCUUUUCUACAUGGCUUGGUCUGCUUGUUUUUUUGCGUUUUGUACACUUUUUGCCAUGAUAAGAAUUAUUUGUAGCUACACUCUGCACAUAACAGUAACCUUUUUUCAGCUCAACUAAAAAUGAUGUAAUUUUAAUGAAUAAGGAUAGUUCAAUACAUGUGCAAUAUAGCAGUACUUUAUGUGUCUGAAGAAUGUGAUUCAAUAAAAUAGAUCUAAUAUUUAUCUAAAGCACUCUGUAUCAUAUAUUUAAUGUGGUAGUGUUCAUUUUAUAGAAAUACAUUGUAAGGAAGGGAAAUAAUGCAUAUACAUUAGAUUAAACUGAAUUUCUUGGUUUUGUGAAUGAAUUUCUAAAAAUUAGGCUUUUAUUUGUUUUUUUUGUACAUGUAAUUCUUAAAUUUAAUGCUAAAUAAACACAUAUUUAUCUAGAAUUGUUCAAGCAUGUAAAAAUUAUUGAUGUUAAAUUAUAUGUAUCUCACUGCUGAUGUUUAAAAUUUAUUUCAUACAAAAUAUUUGUGAAAAUUUCACCUUUAAUAUGAUAUGUCAAGGACAAAUGCUUCCAAGGUGCAUUAUAGUUAGAACAGAAUGCAAAACACUAUGCAGGUAUUUUAUUUAUAGCUUUAUUCUAUUUGACCCAAGUAUACUGUAGUAGUAUAGAAACACCUAUAAAGGUAGCAGUGUAUAUAGAACUUAUUACAAUCAUAAUUAUAUUUCUUAUAUUUAUUAAUCUACAUAUAUAUUUUAUAAAGAUGUCCCAUAUGCAUAAUUGUAAUUUAACAUUUUAACCUUGUUGACAAAUAUUUGUUUAAUAAAAUUGGAAACAAAA
Molecule: messenger RNA, 5092 nt
Organism: Mytilus trossulus (common blue mussel)
Lineage: Eukaryota; Metazoa; Mollusca; Bivalvia; Mytilida; Mytilidae
Product: transmembrane channel-like protein 7
Exons: 20
Coding region: 143-2626 (827 amino acids)
Cellular component (GO): plasma membrane
Molecular function (GO): mechanosensitive monoatomic ion channel activity
Source: RefSeq, a predicted model, not a curated record